CCCUGUUUUAUAACGCCUUCCCCAAUGAAAAUAGACCAUUCAGAAGGUUGUUGUCAAAGGCUACGUUUCUGCUGUACACAGAUGCUAGAGUACCUUUAGAGAUCUUGUCAUUUAGCAUUAGUCCCCAGGAUUGAUUCGGAAGAGAACUAUGGUAGCCAUAUGACAAGCAGUCAGAGGAUUAAGGAGAAGAUAUGUUGGGGAUAAGUUUAACGCUACGCACCUCCGCCUGUUUGGCUGGAGCGAUCAUCAUCGGGACUUACGUUAUAUUCGGCGGUCCAGGCGACAGCAGGAAGAAAAGGAGACGCAAAGAUAUUAUCCCUGGAUUGGCGAAUGUAGGCAACUCAUGUUUCCUAAAUGCUCUUGUCCAGUCAUUAGCAUCAUGCCCUCUUUUCAUCAACUGGCUGACGUCCAAGCUCAGGGAUCCAUCUCCUCCUUUGGUGACAGCACUUCAUGACCUCCUGAAAGGUAGGCAUCUGUUGUUUGGUGAAGCCUUCUUUUGUUAUUAGUUUAUCUUGUUGAAA
Molecule: messenger RNA, 521 nt
Organism: Penaeus vannamei (Pacific white shrimp)
Lineage: Eukaryota; Metazoa; Arthropoda; Malacostraca; Decapoda; Penaeidae
Source: RefSeq, a predicted model, not a curated record